Molecule: messenger RNA, 2004 nt
Organism: Dichotomopilus funicola
Lineage: Eukaryota; Fungi; Ascomycota; Sordariomycetes; Sordariales; Chaetomiaceae
Exons: 4
Coding region: 1-2004 (667 amino acids)
Source: RefSeq, a predicted model, not a curated record
AUGGCACGGCCAGAACAGCCCUCGCACUUCACACUCCAUGUAUUCGUCAAUCAUAACCCUACGAUGGCUCGAGUCCUACUCCCCGAUCUCUUCGCCGACUUCCCAGACUCGGCGUGGGAGCUUCCUCCACUCAUCAGCCUACCUCCACGCUCUCGGGAGAAGCCAAAGCGUGAGGAGUGGGUUUCUGCGGACCCCAGGACAGCGUUGGGACGCCACGUCUUUUCGGAGCCUGUGGCAGGCAACACUACGCUACUGCAGUUGUCCGAAGAAGUGGAACGAGAGUUUGGCGUUCUCAAGAAGUACCAAGGCCAAGAGAUUCUAAAAGCGUACGCCCCUGUUCUGCAUCUGGUGUUGGAAACCAAACCAGUGGCGCUCGAGCGCGUCCUGGGUGGUGGAUUCUUGGAGAAAGAGAUUGGAUCACCUGAGAAGUUUUUUGGCACCAUACUCAACGAUCAGUACAACAGCUUCGGGAGGUAUUAUCGAGAGAAUUUGCGGUGGUCACGAUUGGGAUCAACUUUGCACGCUUGGCGAAUGGCAACGUUCGCUCACGCGUACCUGGCGAAGCAGAGGGAGAAGAGCCGAUUAAGGCCUGACGACGACGACGAGCUGAGAAGGAUGAUUCGACGGGUCGGCGAGAUUCAAGGGACGCUGGCACUACGCCCCGGCCUUUCUCCGCAGGAGAGGCAAGAUCUGGACUCCACACUGAACACCCUUCUCCCAAGGAUUAGGCAGAUGGUGGCAAACGAAUCGAACGGGCGCCAGGACUUGAGACAGCUUUCCAUAUUUCUGGCGCAAUGGGAUCGUUGGAUGGAAGACGGGGACUUUGGGACCUUGACCUUCUCCGUUUUGGAACCCGACGAGGUCGAGCUCAAGGUGGCGUCCCUGGUUCGUCGGGUGAGGCAGUUUAUUGAUGAGUGGAAAUCAUCGGAGGCCAAGCGGCAACUCGAGGCAUCGAUAAUUGAUGAAUUCUACCUCGUACGGCCUUGGCUAACGGAGGACGACCGAACACGCGCAGAAACAGAUGCACUCGAAAGAUUGAAAGGCGAAAGAUUGCAACUCGAAAGAUCGAAACAGCGUGCAGACCUGCCCCAGCCAACCGUCCAGGCCGAGCCGGAGGGCGCUGAUGCAUGGAUGGGCAACAAUAUUGUGCCGCCUCCACCGAUUCAGGCGCACGCCAUACGCGAUAUUGAUGGAACGUUCCUCUCGGACCAGUCGGGCUUCACGGUUAGCUCUGGCUCCCUCCUCUGGGGCCAAAUCGUCUGCUUAUACUCCACCAUGUCGCACCCCAACUUCACACAGAAUGUAAAUCACAUGCCUCCGGAGUUGGAAGGGGGCACGAUUCUACAACAUCGUUUCAGUUAUCGGUCUGCAGCUCGGAAUGGUCAGUGGAAAGUUCGACAAUAUAACGAAAGGGUAGGGGAUUUGAUCAGGGAUUCUGAUCACCCAGCAUAUCCCGCAGGUUGGAUCUUGCACCAUGAAGAUAUCGAUCCGAGAAACACACUUGCGAGAGUGCGAGCGUUAGAUGGGACAGGGCCUGGGGCGGACAUCGUGUACAUCGGUCGUUACGACUGGUCCCAUCAUUACCACAGCAGCUUAGAGCCCGAGUUCCAGCAGUGGGCGGAACCUGUCAUUGGUCCCAACGAUCCAGAUCACUUUCAGCAGUGCAAUGUGCGCAAGGGCGGUUACUUGGUUGCCGCCGACGAAGCCGGUUUCGGAUUGGACUUUGUCGCGGCCUACAAACGAGACUGUGAAAGCGGGUUCCUCAACUCCCAUGACAGGUACAACACUUUUCCUAUUGAGAGGGUGUUCCGGAAGAAUGGGGCAAACUUUGGUGCGUUUCUAGGCAUGGCUUACGCAGAGGAAUAUGACUAUGGUUGGCUGGUAUUUUCGGGGGAGCAGCAUCCUGAUCACGGUGUUGAUGAACUUGUGGCAAUCGUUUACUCAAAUGAGCAUAUAGAAGGGACGUAUCACUUUCUGGAAGGAGAUUCGUCUCCUCUGUCAUGA